Molecule: messenger RNA, 1038 nt
Organism: Endocarpon pusillum Z07020
Lineage: Eukaryota; Fungi; Ascomycota; Eurotiomycetes; Verrucariales; Verrucariaceae
Exons: 1
Coding region: 1-1038 (345 amino acids)
Biological process (GO): DNA integration
Molecular function (GO): nucleic acid binding
Source: RefSeq, a predicted model, not a curated record
AUGAUAGACUCAGUGAAGGAACAGCUAGCCAAAUGUCCUAUAUGCUGUCGCACAAAACCCUCUCGCGAGCGCCAAGGUCAACUGCAGGCACUGGAGCCGCCCAAGAAACGGUGGCAACACCUGGCUAUGGAUUUCGUCACAGACCUCCCUGAAUCCAACGGCAUUUUCCCCGGCGCCACAAGCAUUUGGGUCUUGACGGACCGAUUGACUAAGGAGAGACACCUAGCGCGCCCUGCCACAGCAGAAACAGAACAUCUGGUCAGGAUGUUUAUUCACUUUGUCGUUCGCAGCCAUGGCCUCCCCGAGUCAAUAGUGUCCGAUAGAGGUCCACAGUUUGUCAGUGAAUUCUGGAAUAGCCUAUGUAAAAGGCUAGGUAUUAAAGCGAAACUAUCCACUGCACAUCACCCAGAAACAGACGGACAGUCAGAACGAGUCAAUCAAGCAAUGGAGACUUACCUACGAAGCUAUGUCAACUAUAUGCAGGACGACUGGGCCGAAUGGAUCGCAUUGGCCGAAUUCGCUAUGAACAACUAUAAGUCAGAAUCCAUAGGCAUGUCCCCGUUCUUCGCCAACAAAGGCUUCAAUCCCAGGAUGAGCUUCGAUCAAGCUGAGACCCCCCUCGACCCCCGUGCAGAAGAUAUCUCGACAUUCAUGAAAGAACUCUUAGACCAUUGCCACGCAGAACUAGUUUGGAGCCAAGCGAAAACCACAGAUGCAGCAAACAGAAACCAGAGACGACACCCUGCCCCAGUAUACCAUGAAGGAGAUAAAGUAUGGCUGAACGCCAGAAACAUCCGUACACGACGACCAUGCAAGAAACUCGAUGACAAAUGGAUUGGCCCAUUUGAGAUUAAACGAACCAUAGGAUCCACAGCCUGCGAAUUGGCCCUGCCCUCGUCCCUGAGAAUAUUCCCCAUUUUCCACGUUGCCCUGUUAAGACCAUGCCAUGCAGACGUUCCCCCGAGACCCAUAGUGGGUAAUGACAUAUCCGAUGAAACAGAAUGGGAAGUCGAAACCAUUCUAGAGGGUAAGCUAUAG